AUGGAAGCCAUGGAGAACAGACUCUGUGAAGCAGCAAUCACAGGGAACGUGGAGUCGCUGCACGAAAUACUUCAAGAUGACAAGCUAAUUCUAGAUAAAUUUGUAGUGCGAUGCUUUGGCUGGACUCCCCUGCAUGUGGCUGUAUCUCUCGGGCAUGCGGAUUUCAUGAUAGAACUGCUACAUCUCCAGCCCAAACUGGCUCAAGUCUUGGACUCCGCAGGUCAGUCACCACUUCAUUUAGCAGCGGCCGCUCAAGUCUCGGACCCUGCAAGUCAGUCGCAACUUCACUUAGUAGAGGCUCCUCAAGUCUUGGACUCUGCAGGUCAGUCGCCGAUAGCAGCGGCUGCUCAAGUCUCAGACUCCGCAAGUCAGUCACCGAUAGCAACGGCUGCACAAGUCUCAGACUCUGGAAGUCGGUCGUCGGUAGCAACUGCUACUCAAGUCUCAGACUCUGUAGAUCAGUCAGCACUUCACUUAGCAGCGGCCAUUGCCACCCUGAUAUUGUGA
This is a messenger RNA of Thlaspi arvense, 507 nucleotides long. Lineage: Eukaryota; Viridiplantae; Streptophyta; Magnoliopsida; Brassicales; Brassicaceae. The record is from the annotation of a GenBank genome assembly.